Molecule: messenger RNA, 4229 nt
Organism: Dreissena polymorpha
Lineage: Eukaryota; Metazoa; Mollusca; Bivalvia; Myida; Dreissenidae
Exons: 6
Coding region: 861-1289 (142 amino acids)
Source: RefSeq, a predicted model, not a curated record
UACGUUAGUGACAUUGUUUUGAGAUCAAGAAGUCAUUUCGGCGCUUAUAUAUUUCAGUUUUGUUUUUUAACUUGCAAUAGCUAUCUUUUAAUUGUGAUUUGGUGUAUUUCGACGUUGUAAAGUGUAUAAUUCAAAGUGGCAUUCAUUUUCGCGACCUAGUCCUAGUAACUCGGUGUGAGUGAACGAAGGAUUUGUGUUUACUUUUCACCUUAAGUUCAACUGUGUGUUUUAUUACCCAUUUUGUGAUCUAUUAAAAACACGUGCUUCGCGCAUUUGGACACUUACAGUGUGUUUUACACUAGUGCAAUAAUUGACGCUUUUGAUGUGUUUAUAGUGACUGUGUGAUACAUUGUAUUUGCAUUGAUUGAACACUAGCUGAAAUAAUUCGCGUUCAGAAUAAAUCUGAACGCUGAAACUCCGGUCUGCAAAAACCAUAACGAAAAAUAAAUACAAUACUAUUAUAUCAAUAUGCUUAAAAUUGCAAAAUAACAUUACCAACUCAUAAAGUUUUAGUUAAUUAGUCCAUUUUACCUCAAAUAGCGUCGAUUUAAAGUUAAAAGGCAUAAUUUGUUUCAGUUAAACUUCUGCUUAAAUCGCAAUACAAUCACUGACCUCUCGCCAUGUUAUGAAAUAUUUAAAUAUCAACCAAUCAGAAGAAGGCAUUACGGUGUAAUACGCUGCGUUAUCGAUUAAAAUCUACCUGCCGUAUACAGCGGGCACAGCGAUUGGAAUUGAAAAUGUGCCCAAGACAGGAGAAAAGUGAACCGUAUUGCUGGGGACUCCAAUGCUCAUCGGAUUAAGGAUAUUCUUCCUGACGAUAUAGCUGUCAAAUGCCUGCCAAUCUCUGAUGAGAAUAUGUAAUGACAAUGACAUUCGCCAACUCUGUUUUCAAAUGUGCCAAAUUUUCUUGUGAUCGUUUUCGCCAUGCAUUGUUGAGAGACUUGCGGAAGAUGGAUGUUCAACAGCUGUAUCUUCAUCUAGGCUCAAAUGACAUUCUUACGAAUGAAGCGGUGUUUUACCGAGAUGUAGCUGACUUGUGCGAUUUGGUGCAUCAGGAGGCGCACAAUCGGUGUCCAGAAUGCAGGGUUGUUUGCUCCAACGAAGACGCUUUGCUGAGCCACUUUUGCAGUCGCCACAUCAAGCAACCAGAGACUGGAAAAGAGAGUAAAAUUAAGCUGAUAGGCUCACCAAUGAUUGCAUCUGCUUAUCAUGAACUCAACGAAGUCAGCUCAAGGAAGUGGAAGGCAUGCUUGGAAAAUAGAAGUUUCCAUUAUGAAGGCAAAUUUUAGUAUAUUUCAAAUUUGUUACCAAAUGAAGUGACAAGAUCUUGAAUGAAAAUUUGAUUGAACAUUUGUUAUCUGUCAAGAGAAACAGUUUAAAGCGAAUGAAUUAAGUAUUGCCUAUUGUCUAUAAGUUAAUUGUGUGACCUGAACCCUGUAAGGGAUAUUACUUAUUUUUAUACGCCGGUUUUGAAAAAACGGGACGUAUUAUAGUUUCACCCUUGGCGGGCGGCGGCGUCCAUAACAGUGUCCACUCUCUAAUUCAAAUAGUUUUCAUCCGAUCUUCACCAAACUUGGUCAGAAGUUGUAUCUAGACAAUAUCUAGGUCAAGUUCGAAUAUGGGUCAUGCCAGGUCAAAAACUAGGUCACGGGGUCACUUAGUGCAUUUGAAGGAUUUAGCAGUGGUGGCUCUCUAAUUGGAGUAGUUUUCAUCUAAUCUUUACCAAAUUUGGUCAUAAGUUGUGUGUAAAUGAUAUAUAGGUCAAGUUCAAAUAUGGGUUAUGCCGGGUCAAAAACUAGGUCGCGAGGUCACUUAGAGCAUUUCAUGCAUUUCGCAUGGUGUCUGCUCUCUAAUUGAAAUAGUUUUCAUCCAAACUUCACAAACUUUGGUCAGAAGUUUUAUCUAGACAAUAUAUAAGUCAAGUUCAAUUAUGGGUCAUGCCGGGUCAAAAACAAGGUCAGGGGUUCACUUAGUACAUUUCAAGGAUUAAGCAUGGUGUCCGCUCUCAAAUUGAAGUAGUUAUCAUCCGAUCUUCACCAAAUUUGGUCAGAAAUUGUGUCAAAAUGUUAUCUAGGUCAAGUUCAAAUAUGGGUCACGCCAGGUCAAAAACUAGGUCACGAGGUUACUUAGUGCAUUUCAAGCAUUUAGCACGGUGUCCACUCUCUUAUUGAAGUAGUUUUCAUCUGAUCUUCAACAAAUGUGGUCAGAAGUUGUAUCUAGACAAUAUCUAGUUCAAGUUCAAAUAUGGGUCAUGCUGGGUCAAAAACUAGUUCACAGGGUGCAUGUUGGUGAUUGAAACCCAGGACCUGUAAGUGCUUCUUAAUAUUUGCAACAAAUGACAAAUCAUGUUAAGUUUUUGAAACAUCUGUUUUUUGUUCAGUUAAAGGACAUAUUGAACUCACUAAUUGCUAAGUUAACUUAGAUGCAUCAAGUUUUUAUUGAUGAUUUCUACUUUCUGUUGAAUCAUUAUCCUUGCCAAAGCCAGAGAGAUAUAGUGUUGGCGUUUUCCAUCGGUCAGUCUGUCAGUCCAUCCAUCUGUUUGUUACAAACAUUUUAGGGCUUCAUAUCAUGAAUUUAAUAAGAUUUCAACAUGGAAAAAUAAGUGUAUGCCAUAUUCAUACAAUAGUGCAAAUUUACUUUUUUUCUUUCUUUUUAGAUUAGUUAUUAACAGAAGAACAGAACAGUAACAUACUUUUAUUACAUUAACAGAGGCUCUGAUUAGAUGUGUAUCUGCGUAAAGUACUCAUAGAAAAUAUCAAUAUAUAGAUAAAUAAAACAAAAAUAGAGUUAAACAAAUCAUGGUGAAAUCCACAAUACACACCAAGAGCUAUUAGUAGGCUUAUCUACAUUGACUUAUUUCACAGUAAAUCUCUUUUUUUUGGCCUUUUCAUUAACAUUUUCAAUCAAAAAUAACAUUUGUGAAAAACUUAGUCAAUGAUUAUAACUAAAGUUAAAUAUGUGUACACUGUAAGUUAAUUGACUUUGGCUUCCAAUCUGCAGUUUACAAAGUUGCUUGUUAUAGGAGUAUUCGUGCAAAUGGAUAUCCUGCAAGGAAGACUUCCACUCCAUAGGACAGCAAGAUGCACAUAUCAUCUCUCAUGUGGUUCAAGAGAAAUGCUGUAGAUGGGGAGACUGUACCAAAGUCCUGAGCUUUAAUAGUCUUGAAAUCCAUGCACUUAAACAUCUCUAUGAUGUGAGUUUAGUACUGUGUAUGAACUGGUGUUACUUCAUUUUCUGCAUAUCUUUAUCUCAGUCUUCUCUAGUGUUGAUGGUCAAAUACAUAUUGUCUGCCAGUUUUUUUCCCCCAAUACUGCCGUUCAUCGUUUGCUUGCAUCAAGAGUUUUAAAAGAAAUUAAAACUCAUUUUUUUAGUUAGAAUCUUAUGAAAGACUUAAAUGGCCAUGUUUAAUACAAUUGUAUAACAACAUAUACGAGCUAAAAAAAUAGUUGGAAUAAUUAAUGUAUAUAUGAACAUAACAAAUUUACUUAAAAUCAUAGGUCUUGUUUUUGUCUGCCAUUAUAAGAACCAGAACAUAUUUCGGACAUUCGAGGAUUGACUUGCUGUGUUAGAGGAUCAUCAGGUGACGGAAGAAACCAGGCUUUUUUCGACUCAAUGUUGAUGAAACCUGAUCGACAUGCUCAUCUUGGUUGAGUAAGCCUGGGUUAAGUGUGUCCAAAAAGUAGGUAACCUGGUGAAAUCUUAGGAAAACAUUGUAACCAGAUCCAGGUUUAUUUGACUGACAGACCGAUGGACAGUGGGUCAACCGUAAAUCCCUUAAUGUGAAAACGGUAGGGACAAAAUAAAUAUCACAUUGCUCUUCUGAGUUCAUUUGUAAACCAAGUUUUAUCACAAAAUUAAAAUGGUCAAUGUAUUAUUUUGUGUAUUUAAAAAUUAUGUGAAUAUUAAGUUUCAUGAAAUCUUACUGAGUUUUCUCAAUUUAAGCUACUAUUCGGACAUGGACUGACGGACAAAUGGGCAACAAUGUCGCAAUUUGUAUACCAAGUUUUAUAAGAAUUGUUUCAUAAAAGUAACCAAUGUGUCUGUUCUAUGUCAAGGUAACUACUAGGAUGAAAUACACAAAAAGAUUUUGGUUCACAAUAGGGUAGGCUCCGCGUGCCGUGAACCGGGCAACAGCUUUUGUCAUUUAACAUUUGUGUUAUAAUGGCAUAAGCUGGCAGAUACCCUUUAACUUUAACGAUGUUUUCCGAUAAUUUCUCGGAAAAUACAAU